AUGGCAAAGGCAUAUGAUAGAGUAUCGUGGAAGUACCUUGUAAAUGUUAUCAGGAAGUUUGGUUUUUCAGAAAGAAUAAUCGAUAUGAUUGUAAGGGUUAUCAGUAAUAACUGGUAUUCCGUACUACUGAAUGGGCAGACUUUUGGCUUCUUCCAAUCUUCAAGAGGUCUAAAACAAGGAGAUCUACUUUCUCCGACUCAAUUUAUUAUUGCAGCUGAAGUAUUGGCCAGAAAUUUGAACAAAUUAUUUGAGGAUGGAGAAUUUAAAGGUUUUGGGUUACCCAAAUGGAGUCCACAAAUUAAUCAUUUAUCAUAUGCCGAUGAUAUGAUUCUUUUUUGCUCAGGACAACCAAAUUCCAUAAGGAAGAUGAUGAAUGUGCUAAGGAGGUAUGAAACAAUUUCAGGUCAAAUGAUAAAUUUAGACAAAAAUUAUUGUUACCUACAUGACAAAGUUCCAGCAGCAGUGGGUAAUCGAAUAAAGAGGAUUACAGGGGUCAGACAAGCGAUGAAACCCCCAACUGGUGAAUUAUUUGUGAAAUUUUCUGGGAAAAUGCUACGAGGUCCAGGAAGAAGCACUGGAACAUCAACUUCCUCUUUGUGGAGUGCAUUUAUGUGGAACAAGUACUGUAAAAAACAUCAUCCAGUUAUUGCCAUAGGAUGGGGUGCCUCACAUGUGUGGAGGAAAAUGAUAGUGGUAAGGGAAGAAGUUGAGCAUAACAUUUGGUGGCAGAUAAGGGCAGGGACCUCAAGCUUUUGGUUCGAUAAUUGGACAAGAAUGGGAGCAUUGUACUAUAUCGAGAAUGGACAGAAUAGUGAGGAAGAGGUAGAAGUACAUGAAUUCACUAUAGAAGGAAGAUGGGAUGAACAGAAAUUAAACACAAUCUUGUCAACUGAAAUGGUAGAAUAUAUUAUAGAGAGUACGAAACCCCCUUCCACUAACAGUCAACAUGAUCAGCCAUGGUGGAUGGCCAACACUCAGGGAGAUUUCACGGUGAAAUCAGCAUGGAAGAUUCUAAGAAGGAAGCAUGAGAGUAGAGCCGACUUUGGGUUUAUAUGGACUAAAGGUCUACCAUUUAAGAUAAACUUCUUUCUAUGGAGGAUGUGGAAAGGAAGGAUUCCUACGGAUGAUAAUCUAAAAAGGAUGAAAAUUUAG
This is a messenger RNA of Solanum verrucosum, 1152 nucleotides long. RefSeq lists its product as uncharacterized. Bases 1 to 1152 code for a protein of 383 amino acids. The transcript has 3 exons. The record is from RefSeq and is a predicted model, not a curated record. Lineage: Eukaryota; Viridiplantae; Streptophyta; Magnoliopsida; Solanales; Solanaceae.